Messenger RNA from Populus trichocarpa (black cottonwood), 2958 nucleotides. RefSeq lists its product as uncharacterized. Bases 901 to 2742 code for a protein of 613 amino acids. Gene Ontology annotation, molecular function: protein binding. The transcript has 3 exons. The record is from RefSeq and is a predicted model, not a curated record. Gene Ontology annotation, biological process: cell surface receptor signaling pathway. Lineage: Eukaryota; Viridiplantae; Streptophyta; Magnoliopsida; Malpighiales; Salicaceae.
CAACUUCCUUUAUGGCUUCUGCAAAAACUUUAGCCAAAAGUAGCGGAAACAUCACCAUUAGUAUCUUCGAUUAUCCAGCCAGACCAACCAGGAUAGAUUCUCAACAUCAUACCUGCCUGCUUUCGUAUCAUAGGCUUCCUCGUUGAAGGCUGCAUCUUUCAUCAGAGUAGAACCCAAAUAUGACAGGUUAUUCAAACCCCAGCAUCUCUCGUCAUCACUCUCAAGCUCAAGUGGGUCAAUAAUUUCAUACGCUCCAGAGUCCAGCCUGCCUAGUAAAAUAAUAUUCUCAUCCUGCAAAAACCAUCGGCCACCUCAGCUCCACGUCCAUGUGAAAAAAGGAGGAGGAGGAAAAAGAGAAGCUUACUUUAUCAUGCUUUCUUUUUCUGGGUAGAUGUAGUAGUUACCAGGGAGCACUUCUCGCAAAAUAGAACAAGGACAAAUCUAUAUUAGUCCCCGAACUGUAUAUAGUUUGUAGAUUGAGUUUCGUAACAGCUAAUUUUAUACAUCGCAUCACCCAUCAUUCUAUCUAUCCGAGGAUCCACCUCUCCUCAGUCUAGCCCUUGAGCUAAGAUAAAUUAAGUCAGUAAAUUGAUAGAGCCUUGUGCGCGCGCGCUAAGUGGGAGGGGAUUGAGUGCUCAGGAGGAAUUAGUUUCAGAUCAUAAGAACAUGUAUCAUCUCUGAUUAUUUUAGCAGAAGAAGCCAAUUGAGGAAAUGGAGAUAAGAUGGGGGAUCCAAUCGAUGAAAUCAGUAGUAUGGAGCUUCAAUAGAAGAGCUACGUGUAAAUAGAGGUCCCCCAUAAAAAUAGUUCCAGCCAAACUCAAAUCCCCAGCUGCUCAGAUUGUCCGAAUUGAUGUCAGUACGAGGUUACAAGAACUAGAUUGUCCAAUCCAGUUAACAAAAAUGUCAUCUGCUUCAACCGCUACUGUUACUUCUUCUUCUACAGUACCUCCUCGUGUAGUAGAAGAGAAAACUGUGCAAGAAGAACUCUCUCUUCCAAUCUUACUUGCAGAUCGUGUCAUAAAAUCAGCCCAAGAAGCUGAAUCUUUAAGGCAAGACUGUUCUGACUUAGCGAAACAAGUUGACCGCCUUUCCCAAAUGCUCCGCUCUGCCGUCCGCCUUGCUGUCUCCAUCCCUUCCCUCUAUGACCGUCCUCUCCGCCGUAUCGCCUCCGACAUCACCAGGAAUCUUGACCGUGCGCUAACACUUGUCCGCAAAUGCAAGAAACAUAGUGGGGUACUUCGGCAAGUGUUUUCUAUUACCACAACUGCUGAUUUUCGUAAGGUUUCGAAUCUUUUAGAGUCUUCUAUUGGUGAUAUGAAAUGGCUGCUUUCGGUUUUUGAGUCUGAUGGUGGUGCUCAUUUGUCUUUGCCUCCUAUUGCUAGUAACGAUCCUAUCCUUGCUUGGGUUUGGUCUUCUAUUUCUGCUGUUCAAAUGGGUCAAGUUAAGGAUCGUGUUGAUGCCGCCAAUCAACUCGCUUCGUUAGCGCGUGAUAAUGAUAGGAAUAAGAAGAUGAUUGUUGAAGAAGGUGGGAUUUUGCCUUUGUUGAAGUUGCUCAAGGAGGGUGCUUCUGCGGAGGCACAAAUUGCUGCUGCCACUGCACUUUCUAAUAUUGCAAGUGAUAGAGAAAGAGUUAGGUUGAUUGUUGAUGCACUUGGGAUUUCGAUGAUUGUUGGGGUUUUAGGGGAUUCACAGACGAAGGUUCAGAUUUCGGUGGCCAAUUUGGUGGCGAGAAUGGCGGCUUUGGAUGAUUAUGCACAGGAUGAGUUUAUGAGAUUGAAUGUGACUAGACCAUUGGUGUCUUUGUUGUCUAGUCAUUUGGAUUUGGAAAUAGCGAGUAAUAAUCCUGUUAAAACUAGUAUUCCCUCGCUUAUCGAAAUGAACAAAAAAUUAGCUUAUAAGAAUAUUAAGGCUAAUUAUAAUUCGGACAGUAGUAGUCAUGGUGGUUCACAUAGUAAUAAGGAGAGGGAAAUGGAGACACCAGAGAUGCAGCUUAAGCUUAAGGUUAGUUGUGCAGAGGCACUGUGGAAACUGUCAAGAGGGAGUGUGUCCAAUAGUAGGAAGAUUACGGAGACAAAAGGCUUGCUUUGCUUAGCGAAGAUUGUCGAGAGGGAAAAAGGGGAGCUGCAGUUUAAUUGUUUGAUGACCAUUAUGGAGAUCACGGCAGUGGCAGAGUCCAAUGCUGAUCUUAGACGUGCAGCUUUCAAGACUAAUUUGCCUGCUGCAAAGGCAGUUUUGGAUCAGCUUUUAAGAGUAAUUCAAGAAGAAAGUGAUCCACAGUUGCAGAUUCCUGCUAUUAGGUCAAUUGGUUGCUUGGCUCGAACAUUUCCUGCGAGGGAGACUCGAAUAAUGGGGCCUUUGGUUUCUCAUCUUGGUAAUAGGAAUGUGGAAGUCGCUACAGAAGCUGCUAUUGCCUUGGGGAAAUUCGCAUCUCCGGAAAAUUUCAAUUGUUCCGAGCAUUCAAAAGCAAUUAUAGAGUUUGAUGGGGUUCCCCCUUUAAUGAAAUUACUACGGUCUGGUGAUCAGUCUCAACUGCAGGGACUUGUAUUAUUAUGUUACCUCGCAUUGAAUGCUGGGAACAGUAAGGCUCUUGAGCAAGCACGCGCUUUGAAUGCUCUUGAGGGGACAGCUCGUUCUGUUUUAGCCCAACAUCCUGAAUUGAAGGAUUUGUUUGCCAAGGCCAUACACCACCUCACUCUUUAUCAGGCUGGAGCUCCUCUCAAUAGACAAUCUUUGGCACCAUAAUGACUAAUGCCUAAACUUUUCAUCCUUGUGAGUGUUGUAAUAUACAUUACACUAGAUUCUUUCUGAUAAUUGGAGAAAACUUGGUUGAUUGGGACAUGAUUGUUGAACAAGAUUCAGUGCAUACUUGAAAAAUGUAUUGGAUUUCAGUUCUACCUAAUUUAACAAGGUUUUCUUCCUGUAAUGUUGAAUUAUAGCCAAGCUUUUGUUUGUUCUGCA